Messenger RNA from Zymoseptoria tritici IPO323, 459 nucleotides. RefSeq lists its product as uncharacterized. Gene Ontology annotation, cellular component: trans-Golgi network. Lineage: Eukaryota; Fungi; Ascomycota; Dothideomycetes; Mycosphaerellales; Mycosphaerellaceae. The record is from RefSeq and is a predicted model, not a curated record. Bases 1 to 459 code for a protein of 152 amino acids. The transcript is spliced from 2 exons.
AUGCACACAUCACGAAACGCCAUCUCUCCCAUCCACUCUCCCGACUCGAGCGCCCUCGCCAGCGAAGACGAUGGCAUGGACAGUGUGAGAAUAUCCCGACCGAAGAUUGGAAGUCGGAAAAGCAGUGGCACCAUGAUUGUCUCGCGAGACUCGGCCACCACGGUCGUCGACACGGAUCUGGAUGAGAACGACGUACGCACCAUGUCACCGCGGAGAAAUAGUGAAGAAGUGGACAAAUUGGGAGAGGAGGCGAGGAAAGACCUCAUUGAGCAGGCCAAGGUGCUGCAGAUGAGUCUGCAGGCCAUCGUCGACCGGGUGGAGGCGGUCAAGAGUGAGCACGAGAAGCUCGAAGGUGGAAACAAGUUCUUGCAAUCAUAUAUUGGCGAGCUGAUGCAAACCUCGAAAAUCACAUCGAGUGCACCUCCGAAAUCCAAAGGAAAAGGCCGCAGCGGCAAAUAG